Molecule: messenger RNA, 2467 nt
Organism: Musa acuminata subsp. malaccensis (wild Malaysian banana)
Lineage: Eukaryota; Viridiplantae; Streptophyta; Magnoliopsida; Zingiberales; Musaceae
Product: ABC transporter B family member 25
Biological process (GO): oligopeptide export from mitochondrion
Cellular component (GO): mitochondrial inner membrane
Molecular function (GO): ATP binding; ATP hydrolysis activity; ABC-type oligopeptide transporter activity
Source: RefSeq, a predicted model, not a curated record
CAAAAGGCCAUAGUGUCGAUGGAAGCAAAACAUUUUGCUUCCUUCUCCCUCGCCCAGGUUUCUUCUUCUGCCGUCUCGGAGUUCCACAUGUUCCGUAUUCCCCACAGAGUCUAAGACAACCUCAUCCUGUUCGGAUCCCUAUAUCCCGGAGACCACUAGCCCGGCUGCUCUCUCCUGUUGUCCCUUUGCUCGGUGCUCUUAUUCGACGGGGCGAGCCCGGCGCCCGGUCCGUGGAAUCUUGGACGAAUACCUGGUGACUGGGGGUUCGCUAAACCUGAUCGUCCCCGGUUCCUCUCUACGAUCUCGGUUCCCAAAAAAACAGGGAGAAGGUCUCCAUGGGGAAGAACAUGAGGAUCAAGACCGCGUCGAGUAACAGGAGCCCGCUGCUGGACCACGAGGAAUCCUCAAGCCGUGCUUUGUCGGACCUUGAACAUGGUGAUACAGUUCAGCCAGCCAAUGUCACUUUCUCUAGAGUUUUACACUUGGCGAAACCUGAUGCAGGGAAACUUGUUCUUGCUACUGUAGCAUUGUUGAUAGCGUCUACAACAAAUAUCCUAAUUCCUAAAUUUGGUGGGAAGAUAAUAGACAUCGUAUCAAGAGGGAUCCAAGCGCCUGACCAGAAAGCUGAAGCUUUGGAUGCUGUUAAAAAUACCGUGCUGGAGAUCAUGGUGAUUGUUGUCAUAGGUUCAAUAUGUACUACUUUGCGAGCAUGGAUGUUCAAUUCUGCCAGUGAAAGGGUAGUUGCUCGAUUGAGAAAAGACUUGUUUAGUCAUCUUAUGAACCAAGAAAUAGCCUUCUACGAUGUAACUCGAACUGGGGAACUUCUAAGCAGACUAUCUGAAGACACACAAAUUAUAAAAAAUGCUGCAACAACCAAUUUGUCAGAGGCUUUGCGUAAUCUUACCACCACAUUUAUUGGUCUCGGUUUUAUGUUCUCCACAUCAUGGAAAUUAACACUUUUGGCACUUGUUAUUGUUCCUGUUGUCUCUGUCGCUGUCCGACAGUUUGGGCGUUAUCUUCGUGAACUUUCCCACAAGACUCAAGCUGCAGCAGCUGUUGCAGCAUCAAUUGCUGAGGAAUCUUUUGGAGCCAUUCGCACUGUGAGGUCCUUCGCUCAAGAAGAUUAUGAAAUAUCACGCUAUUCUGUAAAAGUAGAUGAAACUUUGAAGCUUGGACUCAACCAGGCUAAAGUUGUUGGUCUCUUUGCUGGAGGACUGAAUGCAGCAUCAACAUUAUCAGUUGUUAUUGUUGUUAUAUAUGGAGCUAACCUAACCAUAAAUGGAUCUAUGACAACUGGUGCUCUUACAUCUUUCAUUCUUUAUAGUCUUACAGUUGGUUCGUCAGUAUCCGCCCUAUCAGGAUUAUACACAACAGCAAUGAAAGCUGCCGGUGCAAGCAGAAGAGUAUUUCAGCUUCUGGAUCGUGUCUCCUCUAUGCCAAAAUCUGGGGACUUGUGCCCCCUCAGUGAGCAAGAUGGAGAUGUUGAGAUAGAUGAUGUCUGGUUUGCUUAUCCUUCUCGUCCGACUCAUAUGGUGCUUAAGGGUAUUCAACUAAAGUUGAGGCCUGGUUCAAAGGUUGCACUUGUUGGGCCAAGCGGUGGUGGAAAAACUACAAUAGCAAAUUUAAUUGAACGGUUCUAUGACCCUCUUAAGGGAAAGAUCUUACUAAAUGGUGUUUCGUUGGUCGAUAUAUCACAUCGCUAUCUCCACAGACAGGUUAGCAUAGUUAGUCAAGAACCUGUUCUCUUCAAUUGUUCUAUUGAAGAAAAUAUUGCUUAUGGUUACGAUGGAAAAGCCACUAGCAGUGAGAUAGAAAAUGUUGCUAAAAUGGCAAAUGCACAUGAGUUCAUUUCCAAUUUUCCUGAUAAAUAUCAGACAGUUGUUGGUGAACGAGGCAUAAGGCUCUCUGGAGGCCAGAAACAGAGAGUUGCCAUAGCAAGAGCCUUACUGAUGAACCCACGAGUUCUUCUGUUGGAUGAGGCCACGAGUGCUUUAGAUGCUGAGAGUGAAUAUCUAGUGCAGGACGCAAUGGAUUCUCUAAUGAAAGGAAGGACCGUUCUUGUGAUAGCUCACAGGCUCUCGACCGUUAAAACCGCAGAUACAGUUGCCGUCAUAUCUGAUGGUCAGAUAGCUGAGAGCGGUACUCACGAUGAGCUUCUUAGCAAAAAUGGCAUUUAUACUGCACUAGUGAAGAGGCAAUUGCAAGGACCACGAUUUGAAGAUGAGACAGGUGACAAAUCGAAUGGAACCCAGGGCUGAUUUUGCCCCAUGUUAGAUCGCAAGCAAUGCCAACAGUGCAUUGCUGAAGAUUCAGUCUUGCUUAUCUUUAUGUAAUGGUGGUGAUGAUGAUGAUGAGGGCAAUUUGUCACCUGGUAGUCAUUAACUAAGAUGCUUUAAUAUCAAAGCUUGAACUUUUGCUUUUUGAAGUAACGGCAAAAUAUAUGGUAAUCCUGGUAGUCAUUAACUGA